AGCAGGGUCCAGGGACUGUUGCAGGUUCUUGGGCAGGGGUUGUUUCUGCUGCUGUGUUGGUGAGCACAACUAUUCUGAUCAGUAGAGUCCAGGGACUGUUGUGGGUUCUUGGACAGGGGGAGAAACAAAACAAACCAAAACCGUGGGCGGUUUUUUCUUUCAGAUGGGAAACACUCAGGCAUCAACAGGCUCACCCUUGAAAUGCAUCCUAAGCCAUUGGGACCAAUUUGACCCACAAACCCUGAAAAAGAGGUGGCUCAUUUUUCUCUGCACUAUGGCUUGGCCCCAAUAUUCUCUCUCUGAUGGGGAAAAAUGGCCACCUGAGGGAAGUACAAAUUACAAUACUAUCCUGCAGCUUGACCUUUUCUGUAAGAGGGAAGGCAAAUGGAGUGAAAUACCUUAUGUCCAACCUUUCUUUUCAUUGAGGGAGAAUACACAACUAUGCAAAGCUUGCAAUUUACAUCCCACAGGAGGACCUCUCAGCUUACCCCCACAUCCUAGCCUCCCUAUAGCUCCCCUUCCUAUUAAUGAUAAUCCUCCUCUAAUCUCCCCUGCCCAGAAGGAAAUAAGCAAAGACAUCUCCAAAGGACCACAAAACCCCCCAGGCUAUCGGUUAUAUCCCCUUCAAGCUGUAGGGGGAGGGGAAUUUGGCCCAACCCAGGUACAUGUCCCCUUCUCCCUCUCUGAUUUAAAGGAGAUCAAGGCAGACCUGGGGAAGUUUUCAGAUGAUCCUGAUAGGUACAUAGAUGUCCUACAAGGUCUAGGGCAAACCUUCAGCCUCACUUGGAGAGAUGUCAUGCUACUGUUAGAUCAAACCCUGGCCUUUCAUGAAAAGAAUGCGGCUUUAGCUGCAGCCCGAGAGUUUGGAGAUACCUGGUAUCUUAGUCAAGUAAAUGAUAGAAUGACAGCUGAAGAAAGGGACAAAUUCCCUACUGGUCAGCAAGCCAUCCCCAUUAUGGAUUCCCACUGGGACCUUGACUCAGAUCAUGGGGACUGGAGUUGUAAACAUCUGUUGACCUGUGUUCUAAAAGGACUAAGGAGAAUUAGAAAAAAGCCCAUGAAUUAUUCAAUGACGUCCACCAUAACUCAGGGAAAGGAAGACAAUCCUUCUGCCUUCCUCGAGUGGCUAGGAGAGGCCUUAAGAAAAUAUACUCCCCUGUCACCCAAAUCACUGGAGGUCAAUUGA
Messenger RNA from Symphalangus syndactylus (siamang), 1186 nucleotides. RefSeq lists its product as uncharacterized. The record is from RefSeq and is a predicted model, not a curated record. Gene Ontology annotation, biological process: virion assembly. Lineage: Eukaryota; Metazoa; Chordata; Mammalia; Primates; Hylobatidae.